AGGAGGGGUGGGGGAGGAAGCGAGAGCGAGGGAGAGAGAACGGUGUUUUAUCAGCCAAGUGCAGCCUGAAUCGUGAGGAGCGGACGAUGGGGGGAAAAAUCCGUCUCCUGUUUCCUUUCCUCCAACACCCACCUCAUUAAGAUGUAGACCGGUGCGCGUCCAGAAACCCGGAGCUUGCUGGUCACAGGAGAAUAUCAUCCUUACAACAGUGCUUAGAAAUAAACUAAACACAUUUUGGAUUUACGGCGCACUUGUUCCGGACUAAUAGGGGGUUCCUUCAUUUCUUUCCACGCGUGUGAAUGUGUUGGACCGCAUCUGAGCUGAGUUUUUACCUCUGGAGUGAGGAGUGCACCCGUUUGAUUUCCAAACCCUGGAGCGUGCGGAUUCUCUUUCCUAUGAAGCUUUUGGGACUGGACCUUAUCCUAACGGGACGUAACGCAAAGAGGAAUAUAGUGAGGCAAGAAAAAGCGCAACGAAUUGGAUUCUUCUUUAACGCAAAUCUUGGAGCUUCAUGGAUCCAGCUGCAAUACACAGGACAGACUUCACUCUACAUAAUCAAACCUUAAACCACUGCACUACUGCUUCUACAACUCAGAAUGAUGGACACUUCAGUGAAUGGCGGCUCCACCCCUUGAGAACUGAUGUUUGAAACUGAUGUUUGAAAAUGAGAGUGUCCAUCUUUUUUUCGAAGGACACUGACAGGACCUUUUUGUGGAGUGUUUUCCAUCUAUUGAGGAAUAUUUCUCAGAUGUGCAGGGAGAAAAUUAAUAGCUGCUACCUCUCAUGUGGAUGGUUGGAGCUCACUGGUUUUUAAAAUUGUUAGCAUUUGCAACCAUCAUCUGCUCAAGAGUUGCCCUGGCUUUUGUUUGUGUUUGCAUCCGCAUGGCAUAAGUGAGAGAUAGAGCAAACUGAACAUUUAUUUAGUAAGGAUAAAAAAUAAGCCGAGAACUGGCAAUCAUGUCUCCAUGGAUGCACCAUUCAGAAACUUGGAGUACUCUCUUUAUGACUGCAAGGAGCAGGGGAAGGAGGAUGAGAUAUCAACAACUCAGAAUUUCAUUGGGCAUGGGCUGUUGGGUGUUCUCACUAACAUGGCUUGGAUUGUUGCUUCUGCUGUGUCCGGUUUCUGUGUUGGCUGAGAAACUUGAUGAAAAUGACCCAGUGGUCACAACCGCCUACGGCAGGCUGCGCGGCAUCAAGAAGGAGCUCAACAAUGAGAUCCUUGGACCCGUUGUACAAUUUCUUGGUGUCCCAUAUGCCUCCCCGCCCACUGGCGAGCGCCGCUUCCAGCCUCCAGAGCCGCCAGCGUCAUGGCCAGAAAUCCGCAAUGCCACACACUUUGCCCCGGUGUGUCCUCAGAGCAUUGUGGAAGGCCGCCUGCCGGAUGUUAUGCUGCCAGUUUGGUUUACCAACAGCAUCGAUGUGGUGUCCACCUACGUUCAGGACCAGAGUGAGGACUGCCUUUAUCUCAACAUCUACGUACCCACUGAAGAUGUCAAAAGAAUAUCCAAGGAAUGUGCCAGGAAACCCGGCAAGAAAAUAUGUAAACAAGGAGGUCCCCUUACAAAGAAACACACUGAUGAUUUAAGUGAUAGUGACCGCACGGACGAUGAAGACAUUAGGGAGAGUGGAAGCCCCAAGCCGGUGAUGGUUUUUAUCCAUGGGGGUUCUUACAUGGAAGGAACUGGAAAUAUGUUUGACGGCAGCAUCCUUGCCAGCUAUGGGAACGUGAUCGUCAUUACGGUCAACUACCGCCUGGGCGUCCUAGGGUUCCUGAGCACUGGUGACCAAGCAGCAAAAGGGAACUAUGGUUUGUUGGAUCAGAUCCAGGCUCUGCGUUGGACCAGUGAAAACAUAGCGGCCUUCGGUGGUGACCCGUUACGCAUCACUGUGUUUGGCUCGGGCGCUGGAGCAUCAUGUGUGAAUCUUCUCACUCUGUCUCACUACUCAGAGGGCAACCGCUGGAGCAACUCCACCAAAGGUCUGUUCCAGAGAGCCAUUGCCCAGAGUGGGACAGCUCUAUCCAGCUGGGCUGUCAGUUUCCAGCCAGCCAAGUAUGCGCGGAUGCUGGCGCGUAAGGUGGGCUGUAAUUUGGAGGACACAGUGGAGCUUGUGGUGUGUCUGCAGAGAAAACAUUACAAGGAGCUUGUAGAUCAAGACAUCCAGCCAGCCCGCUAUCACAUUGCCUUUGGCCCGGUCAUUGAUGGAGAUGUUAUACCUGAUGACCCUCAGAUACUGAUGGAGCAAGGUGAGUUUCUCAACUAUGACAUAAUGCUGGGAGUGAACCAGGGUGAGGGCCUGAAGUUUGUGGAGCUCAUCGUUGACAAUGAAAAUGGUGUCCAGGCCAAUGACUUUGACUAUGCAGUGUCCAGCUUUGUUGAUGAUCUCUAUGGUUACCCAGAGGGUAAAGACAUUCUUCGAGAGACCAUCAAAUUUAUGUACACUGACUGGGCAGACAGACAUAACCCAGAGACCCGGCGGAAGACGUUACUUGCCCUUUUCACUGAUCAUCAGUGGGUGGCACCAGCUGUAGCAACAGCUGAUCUACACUCUAGUUUUGGUUCUCCAACUUACUUUUAUGCCUUCUACCACCACUGUCAGACAGAGCAGGUACCACCGUGGGCAGACGCGGCACAUGGAGAUGAGAUACCAUAUGUGUUUGGGUUGCCGAUGAUUGGGCCGACAGAGCUGUUUCCAUGCAACUUCUCCAAGAAUGAUGUGAUGCUGAGUGCUGUUGUCAUGACUUACUGGACAAACUUUGCCAAGACUGGGGACCCGAACCAACCUGUACCCCAGGACACCAAGUUCAUCCACACAAAGCCCAAUCGUUUUGAGGAAGUGGCAUGGACACGUUACAACCAGAAAGACCAGCUCUACCUUCACAUCGGCCUGAAGCCUCGGGUCAAAGAGCAUUAUCGAGCAAACAAGGUCAACCUAUGGCUGGAGUUGGUCCCUCAUCUACACAGCCUCAAUGAGGUCACCCCACUCAUCCCUACCACUACCAAGAUUCCUCCACCAGAGGUCACCAACCGUACACCAAAGACAAACGUUCUGGUAAAUAAGCGACCAAACCCGACUCCGUACCCCACCGAGAUGCAGGACAGCCACAAUCAACCUCACCUGGUGGACCAGCGGGACUACUCUACAGAGCUUUCGGUGACUAUUGCGGUUGGAGCUUCUCUGCUUUUCCUCAACAUUCUGGCCUUUGCUGCUCUUUACUAUAAAAAGGACAAGCGACGGCAUGACGUCCACAGGCGCUGCAGCCCCCAGCGGAGUGCUGCGAAUGACCUGGCUCACACUCAGGAGGAAGAAAUCAUGUCCUUGCAGAUGAAGCAGCACUCAGACCUGGACAGAGACUGCAGAGGGGUGGGGGACUCCCUUCACCCGCAUGAUGUGGUCCUGAGAACUGCCUGCCCACCAGACUACACCUUGGCUAUGAGGCGCUCACCAGACGACAUCCCGCUCAUGACACCAAACACCAUAACCAUGAUCCCCAGCACCCUGGGGGGGCUCACCUCACUCCACUCUUUUAACACAUAUCCCAGCAGUGGGCAGAACAACACCCUGCCUCAUCCGCACCCACACUCACAUUCCACCACCCGGGUAUAGCCCAGUGGAUGGACCCGUGCAGGCAGCACUCUGACGGCUAAGGCACAAAGCUAACUGCACUGCUGCUGCAGAGAGUCGAGGCCGACCUGCUGAUUAACACAGAGAUUUCAGGAAGUAAAUUGCUGGCCCGGAGUUGCCAACCACCAAUGGAAUUACACUGGGAUUAUACCACAUCCUGUUGAUACCUGAGGAAAUAUAAUAAAGGGUUUCAGACGCUUUGGACCAGAGGAUCAAAAAAAUAAUAAUAUUAGUAAUUAUGUUUUUUUGUACAAAAUAAUGGAAAGACACAAAGAAAAAAAAAACACAAAAAGUUGGGGCAGAACAAACGUCUCACAGGCUUAAACAUUGAGAAAGAUGUUUUUUAUCAUUAUUUUUGUUCUGGUACUGAAGCAACACAAGGAACAGUAAAACACUUUUUCUCUCUAGCGACAGUUAUGGCCUUCGGGAUUUUUUGACAAACGACUGCUUGACAGUAUUAUCUAGAAGCAGCGCGGAGCAUCAGACACGCCUUGGAGGUGAGAAGAGGGGAGCACUUUGUAAAGGAAAGAAAACAUAUUGUUUUCCUUUGGCAUUCCUCUGCAGAACACUGGUUGCAGGGCACAAGGCAGAUGCCGUGCAAACCAAUCGAGGCAUGUCUGAACAUCGUAAAUGGAGGCUAUGUAAGAUAAGCCAAAAGCAUUUGCCGAAGGAGUAAAGCAAGGAAAGAAAACUUCAAGAAAAGAGACCCUGUAUGCACAACAGAACCAUUUUGAGGGGAAAAAAAUCUUGCAAAUACUUUUCAUCCUUUUAUUUUUGAUUGAAACAAUUUUAUUGUAUAGGACCUAUUUACAUAUCUAAGCACCAAGGCUGUUUAAGCCCACUUCUCUUGGGCAGGGUGUUCAUACUGCAACCUGCCACUAGGACCGGGGAUGUAGGAAAUGAGGACGCGCCAACCGACCUUCUGACAGUUCCAACUUUAACACAGAGAGCUGGGGGACAAAGGAUAAUUGGGAUAUUUUAGCACGAUGCGCAUGACAAUUUACCUGCUUGAUGGCUGCUCUGCUGAUUAUGUCAUUAAUAAGAAUAAUUUUCACCCUGUUCUUUGCGUUGGAAAGAUUCAAGACAUACCUCCCUAUUGGAUUACUAGAAAACACAUGCUCUCACGGAACCUUGGGAAAUGCAGUCCUUUUUGCGGAUGUCAGUGGAUGGAUUUAGAUUGGGUUAGGAAUAUGGUAAAGUUUUCAUGCAUUACAUAAUAUAGCUUGAAUGGGCUGGACAUAAAUGGACUAAUUUUGUACUCUGUGUGUUGGUACUACUUUUUGAUAGUGGUUAAAUCAGAUUACAUUGUAUCAAUCAAACCCAUUGUACCUUCAGUUGAAAUCAAUGUUCUUUGCUGUUCUACCUAUUGGAGCACUGGACCGUAUCAAGGUAAUUAUCUGCACUGUUUAUUCCAUUGACCUCCUGUUCCCCUUUUUCUUUUUCCAAAAAAUUGGAGGCGUGUUAAAAAAAAAGUAACACAGUGGCACAGAACUGGGUAGUAAAAUGGAGGGUGAAAUAAGUGAAAAAUUUAGCGAAGGAUUCCAUCUCCAGGCGAUGUAGAUUUGCUAAUGAUUUAUCCAACAGAGCUCUGAACUCCAGAGCUACUUAAACAUGAAUGCCUAUAGAUGUUUAAUUCAAGAUAAAUGUCAGACAGAUCACACCGGGUGGGAGUCUGCAGAAAUGCACAGUAGGAGGAUGUGAGGAAGAACGAGGAUCAGGUUAGGUCAUUCCCAUGAUUCACUUUUUAUGCCGCUUUUAUCAUUAGCCAAGUUGAAAGAAGUUAGGUGGUACUUUAUUUUGGAAAAACAUUGAUGUGUUUGUCUGUAAACUAGGAUGAUCAAAAGCAAAACGUCUUACCUCUAUAACAAAAAAAUCUGUCUGCUCACAGUGCUGUCUCCAAAUCUCUGUCACGGUGUCAAAGCAAAUGAGCAGAUUUGUCAAAGAAAUAUUGCAAAAGGUACUGCCUCGCUUAAAAGGGUAGUUCAAGGUUUUUGAUAUGAGAUUCUGCUAAAAGGUUAUAAGCAGCUAAUAGUUAAUUUGCAGCACAUAAAUCUCUCCUUCUUAAUUAAGUAUGAAGCAAUAUGAAGUUUGUCCCUGAGGCUGAAGCUGAUGACUGGUCCAAAAGGGGCCAAGUCCAAAUUGGACAUCUACUGUCUUAAAGUACAAUUUAAUCUUGAACAUCUCAUAGCAGCUCAAGGAUUAAGUCAGCUUUUAAAAUAGUGUCAUCUUUUCACUUAAUGUUUAUGUACACAGAAGCCUCUGAUUAUUUACACGGGGAAUUGAGGAAGGAGUAGUUGUGCAACCAAUGGCCAUGCUAUGUGAAAUGUACUGAGCGCGAAACAUUUAAAGUGUUCCCUGUCAGAGUAACAGUCUAAUCCAAAAGUAAGCCAGGGUCAGAACAGAUAAAAUUGCCUAGACUGAAACCAUUGCAGUAUUCUUGCAUUUUACACAGAUUUACACUUUUUUUUGGGUCGAAGUAAAUAAGAGUAGAAGUCUUAAAUACAUAAAUAGGAGUAGAUCUUUGGGCUUGGCCCCUCUCAGACCAGCUGUUACGUUCAUCCUCCUCAACCAGUUAAUCUGGAUUUUUAUGAAAUGAAGACACCAGGAGAGCUACCUAGGGGAAAUAAAAAUUAACAUUUUCUCCAUUCUUCUUGGAAAAAGUGUAAUCUCUUGAAACGUUUUCCUUGCUUUCUUACAUGCACAGAUCUUUCUGUUCACAGAUGUUCCAUUAUAUUUAGCUCUUAUGCUUUCCGUUGGCCCAUCUUGUGGUUACCACUUUGUAUUUUGAGUUGCCAUUAUGAUAAUUGAGGCAACCAUUUAGAAGCAAUGCAUUCUCUAAUCGUAAGAUUUCUUACAAUAGGUUUAAUGUUUGCAAUCAACUUUUUAUGGUUCAAUUGACUAGCUAACUUCCAAUAAAACAAUCUGAGUGAAAACAUUUGUGGUUUCUGUUUGGCUAGGACACCUCCCUGAAGGAAGCCAUUAGCUGAUCUAUGGCAGCCAAUAAAGUCAUGUUCUGUUCUAAGGAUGAUACAAUUGACCCAAUCUUUCUGUGAUUUACGAUGUCACUCUACUAGACAAACUACUGAAGGAGAUAUUACAGCAACUAACUAUUUUUAUUACUUUUGCUACUUGCUCAGAAUUUAAAUGUUAACCUGUGUUUCUUUACUAGAUGAAGCAAUCAUGGAAGCUUUUGCAGCAAUUAACUAUUUACUUUCCUUUAACACAGAAACUAAUCCUGGAUCAGUGCCUCUGAGGUUUUUCUGUAUAUGCUCGUUUGUCUAAAGCCACCAGUCGGUCGCAACAGUUUGCGCGCUGAGCUCGGCUCUGCUAGUUUUUUCUUCCCGUUGAAAUGUCAUUUUCCUUUCCACUGUUGCUGCAUACCUUGUCAGUGUGAAGGGUUACUGCAAAGUUCCGUCAGCUUUCCACUGUAGCUUACACACUCGUUCAUGAUGAGAGAUUGCUAAAAAAGUCAGGCACUCCAUGGAGUCAGCAGGGUUUCCUUCCACUGAAAACUUCUUACCAAUUGGCAAAUUAAAAUGAACUUGACACUGGUGUUUUAUAACUACAGUUGAAAUGUAACAUUUGAAAUUGACUUGAAUAUGUCUACAUGAUUGGAUUGAUUGUUUGUGCCAUGGUGACGCAGUUGGUAGCAUUGUUCCUUUGUACCAUGGUUUGUAUCAUGGUUUGAAUUUUGAACUGGGGGCUUUCUGCAUGGAUUUUGCAUGUUCACUUUUUGCAUGUGUGGAUUCUCUCUGGGUACUCCGGCUUCCUCCCACAGUCCUCUCUAAUUUGCCCUUAAGUUUGAGCGAGUGUGUGAAUAGUUGUUUGUUAUUUGUGUCUUCGCUUUGGAGUCGCCGGAUUAGUUAAAGCGCUAUACAAGUACAAGCCAUUUACCAUUCAUGUUACCCUGAGACAGACUGGCGACCUGCCAAGGGUGCAUCCCACCUCUCGGUCAAUUGCCCUUGGAUAUAGGCUAGAGCCCCUCUAUGACCCAGCAAGGGUUAGAUAAUGGAAGGAAGAAUCUUAGUAUAUUAACUUGGUCUUAUUUUAUUUUAAAGUGCCUUGAGACACAUUUGUUGUAAAUUAGCAUCACACACACAUAAACACACACACAC
Messenger RNA from Fundulus heteroclitus (mummichog), 7739 nucleotides. RefSeq names its product neuroligin 1 (gene nlgn1). Gene Ontology annotation, biological process: chemical synaptic transmission; neuron cell-cell adhesion; postsynaptic membrane assembly. The transcript has 13 exons. Lineage: Eukaryota; Metazoa; Chordata; Actinopteri; Cyprinodontiformes; Fundulidae. Gene Ontology annotation, cellular component: cell surface; postsynaptic specialization membrane; synapse. The coding region runs from base 958 to 3606 and encodes 882 amino acids. Gene Ontology annotation, molecular function: neurexin family protein binding; signaling receptor activity. The record is from RefSeq and is a predicted model, not a curated record.